AUGACGGGUGUCAGCUCCAUGCCACGCACCCGAAUGAUGACCGCCGCUACAAAUUGGCCGGUGGAUCCUUUUCGGCCUCAUGUCCAAGUCAGAGUUCUCCUGGAGUCAUUAGCAGACCAUCCACGCCUUACCCCCGAGGCAGUGAAAGCCAUGGAGGGUCUUCGUUCAAACACGAUAAAAAAGAAGUACCCACUCCCGGCGAAGAUCCUCAAGCCGGCAUCGAUGCCGCUCCACUACACCCGCCUCGUGGAGGCGUUUGAGAAGAGCGCGCAGGGCAUCGCGCGCCCGUGGUGGAAAAUAUUCUUCAAUGUCUGGUAG
Epithele typhae is the source of this 318-nucleotide messenger RNA. RefSeq lists its product as uncharacterized. NCBI's taxonomy places the organism in Eukaryota, Fungi, Basidiomycota, Agaricomycetes, Polyporales, Epitheliaceae. Gene Ontology annotation, biological process: mitochondrial respiratory chain complex III assembly. The transcript has 2 exons. The record is from RefSeq and is a predicted model, not a curated record. Bases 1 to 318 code for a protein of 105 amino acids.